Molecule: messenger RNA, 2682 nt
Organism: Hippoglossus stenolepis (Pacific halibut)
Lineage: Eukaryota; Metazoa; Chordata; Actinopteri; Pleuronectiformes; Pleuronectidae
Product: serine/threonine-protein kinase PAK 6
Exons: 9
Coding region: 222-2162 (646 amino acids)
Biological process (GO): intracellular signal transduction; regulation of MAPK cascade; protein phosphorylation
Cellular component (GO): cytoplasm
Molecular function (GO): protein serine/threonine kinase activity; ATP binding
Source: RefSeq, a predicted model, not a curated record
GACAGGGACGAGCUAGGUGGAGAGAGAGAGAGAGAGAGUAAGAACAACAGCAGGAACCAACAGAACCAACUCACCUGGACUCAGUGAUGGUCUGGUUCCUUGUUCUCCAUGUUCUCAUCUGUUCUUUCAUUUCCAUGUUCUCCCCUGUUCUACAUGUUCUCCAUGUUCUCCUCUGUUCUCCAUGUUCUGUUCGUUGAUUUCCAUGUUCUCCCCUGUUCUACAUGUUCUCCCCUGUUCUCCAUGUUCUACAUGUUCUUCUCUGUUCUCCAUGUUCUCUUCUUGCAGGUGACUCACUCAGGUGUUUGAUUCCUCAGGUCUCAUCACUCCCCUGUCGUCACUGCGUUGCCGUGGUGAUGUUUGGUCGCAGGAAGAAGAAGCGCAGGCCGGAGAUCUCGGCGCCACAAGACGUUCAACACCGCGUGCACACAUCGUUCAACGCCACCACAGGACGUUAUGUGGGUCUGCCACCACAGUGGCAGAGCGUCAUCGACACGCAGAGGAGGCCACGCCCCCUGGUGGACCCUUCCAGGAUCACUGAGGUCGAGCUCGGACCCAAGAAGACGAUUGUUCGCGGCAGUUUCAUCGGUCACAGCGACUACAUCAGUCACGUGAUCUCUCAGAUGAGCCAUCUCUCCGUCUCCAGCUCCAACUCCCUGCGUCGCAGCAGCCUCUCGGCACGGAAACGAGCCCGGUCACUGGGUGGACUGUUGGAGUCCUCCCAGUUCGAGGAGCUCAAUUGCAAUGGAGACGUGAGGAAGAGCGACAGCAGCUCCACCUACUGGCAAGACCGGGUUUGCUGCGAGGCCGGUAGCCCCAAACUGAACGGAGCUCCUCAGGGAAUCAAGUGUACCUGCCCGGUGGGGUUUGAGGCCACGCCCCAGAGGACAGGUGUAUGGUACGCCCACAGUGAGGGGAAGGGGCUGACUUCCUGUAACUAUCGCCUGAGACUAAGAGCAGCUGUCAACCACCUGCCUGACCUGCUGUCAUCUGCCAAAGAAACUCCGAGAAGACCACACUCCUCCUACGACCUCAACUUGACCUCCCCUCCCCCUCCCAUCCUGCUGCCUCCCCCGAACAGCACCAGCAGUCCCUUCAUCAUAGGGAGAGGUUUACCUCAGCGCUCGCUCCGCCCCUACGCCAGUUUUAACCUGACCACAACGCCCCAGAGCCAGCCUCACCAAUCCCCCACUGGGUCACCUGCCCACCUCCCCACCCAACUCUGCCCCUCCUCCUCCCAGCAGACAGAACCUGAUGGAGGUCGCGAGAAGGUGAGCCAUGAGCAGUUCAAGGCGGCGCUACAGAUGGUGGUGGACCCGGGCGAUCCGAGGACGACCCUCGAGAACUUUGUUAAGAUCGGGGAGGGGUCGACAGGUGUUGUCUGCAUCGCCCGAGAGAGACUGAGCGGGCAGCAGGUGGCUGUGAAGAUGAUGGAUGUGAGGAAGCAGCAGCGCAGAGAGCUGCUUUUUAACGAGGUGUUGAUCAUGAGGGACUACCGGCACCAGAACGUGGUUCAGAUGUACCGCAGCGCUCUGGUGCAGGAGGAACUCUGGGUAAUCAUGGAGUACCUGCAGGGAGGAGCUCUCACCCACAUCAUCAGUGAAACCAGGUUGAACGAGGAGCAGAUAGCGACAGUGAGCGAGGGCGUUCUGCAGGCGUUAACGUACCUUCACUCAGAGGGGGUCAUUCACAGAGACGUGAAGAGCGACUCCAUCUUGCUGACACUGGACGGGAGGAUAAAAUUGUCAGACUUUGGUUUCUGCGCUCAGAUCAGUGAAGAGGUUCCGAAGAGGAAGUCACUUGUGGGGACUCCAUACUGGAUGGCUCCUGAGGUCAUCUCCAAAACGCCAUACGGUCCCGAGGUGGACAUCUGGUCUCUGGGCAUCAUGGUGGUGGAGAUGGUUGAUGGAGAGCCGCCAUAUUUCAGUGACACUCCCAUCAAUGCCAUGAAGAAGCUGAGAGACGAAGCAGCACCAAGCGUCAAGAACAUCCAGAGGGUGUCUCCCGUGUUACAUGACUUCCUGGGCUGCAUGUUGACUCGUGACACGCUGCAGCGUCGCAGCGGCACCGACCUGCUGAAGCACCCAUUCCUGCUGCAGGCCGUAUCCCCGCGCUGCCUGGUGCCCCUGGUGGAGCUGCACCAUAAACGCAUGUCGCUCUGCUAAAAACCUGAGAGUGUGUACGAGACGCUGAGAGCAGCUCGGCAGCAUCACACCUGUGUCUCAUUGGUCGCAACGAAGGACUUCAACAGCCAAUCACAUACCAAGUGUUGCUGUUGCCUAUCAGACCUCUAUCAACCAAUAAGGUGAGUUAAAUCAUCCUAACAAUGGCGGCACGGCGACUGGCUGAACACUGACAGUCAAUUCAGGUCAUGAACUUUGACCUGUCACCCCAGAGCAGGAAGUGAUAUCAUCAAAUCUUUUCAAAAUAAAUGUAGCUUUAGAAGAACUUUAUGUUCAAGUAUUAAAAAUGUAAAUGAUUGAUUUGUUUUUAAGGUUUAAAAUGUUUAUUCUUGUGAAAGAUUAAAAAUUUCUAACUUAAAUUUUUUGUUGUUUGUCACAAACUUCUAUUUUUGAUCAACUUUAGUGAAAAUGGGAAUAUUUAAAUACAUUUGACUAAUUAACACAAUCAAUUAUCAAAGUAUUAUUUUUUAUGAAAUAAUAUUUAAAAUAUUGUUGUCAUACA